This is a messenger RNA of Symbiodinium sp. CCMP2456, 1412 nucleotides long. The record is from the annotation of a GenBank genome assembly. NCBI's taxonomy places the organism in Eukaryota, Dinophyceae, Suessiales, Symbiodiniaceae.
GCUGCCCAGCUGGAUCCCAGAGAUCCCUCGAUACCUUUCGACUGCGCCCAGCUGCUGGUAUUGCUGCUCCCGCCGGGGCAUGAGGCGGUUGACGAGGUUGUUUCAGAGUCAUGUGGCCUUGGGCCAGAGGGGGUGUGCGGAGACUCCUCGAGCUCGCAUUGGAUGACGCAUAUCGAGCCGAAGUUCCGACGAGCCCAGGAGGCAGCCUUCGCAACCUGGCGGGGUGGCCCCGAGCCACUGCCGCGUGGCGAUGAGGAUCUGGUGUCCUGGGCCAAGUUGACGGCCUUGACAUGCCCGAACGGGGGCGAGGCCAUACGCGAUCCAGCGCUUAUGAUGGGCACCGAGGAUUCCAUUCUUCUGUCAUCCGGCGGCAACGUGUACGGCCAGCGUUUGCCCCACACUCUGGGCGGACGCUUCAGCUGGGCUGGCCAGCGUUACGUUGAGCGCAGCGUGCGAUUGUCAACCCUGACUGAUGUGAUGUUGAGUGGGAACGAGGGUGUGAUCACCAAAAGGUGUCAGAUCUUCGUGCCCUACUACGACAAGCAGGUGCCGUGGCAUGAGAACCUACCGACCCCGGCGGUACCAGCCGAGCCGGUUAGAUGGCUGCCAGUCGCGUUGUGGCUGCUGGUCAUGUUCCCUGCGAAUUUCUUCAGCUUCCUGGUCGAUGAAUUGGCUCGUCUGGCGGUGUGGCUGACUGUGAGGCAGCAGCGCAUACCCUUGCUUGUUCCUGCAGACCGUGGGCAACUGAAGCCCUUCAUGUACGACUGGCUGACGCUGCUCGGAGGCUUUGAAGUGAUACCGUACGAUGUGCGGCCUCAUUUCAUGGGCCCGGCUCGUGUGGCAGAGCCCCGCUUCCUCGUCCACCAGCUGCACAUGGUCGACUGGCAGGAUGCACCGGGUUCCUCUCGGAGGGAGGAUGUCUUCCUGCUUCCCCCUCGCUGGGCGCUGCAACGGCUGCGUGACCUGGCGACUUGGCGCGUCUUCGGCUCUUCCCCGCCUCCUGCCACGCCAGGCAAGAAGAAGCUGCUCUGGAUCCAGCGGGCCGUGGCCACCACGCGCCGGGUAGCCAAUGAAGCCGAACUCCUGCACGCCAUGAUGGGACUUCUUGGCGAUGGCUGGGCUCUGCAGAUCUUCUCGGACAGCCCUUUGCCGACUGCGCGAGAAACCGUGGAGCUUUUCCGCUCAGCCGACAUUGUGGUGGGAGUGCAUGGCUCUGGUCAAGCCAACGUGGUGUUCUGCCGCCCCGGCACCGGGAUCAUUGACAUCAAUCUGCCGGAGCCUCAUUCGCAGUACACAGCGCACAACAGUUAUGCUCUCGGGUUCCACUACCGCUUGGUCAUGCUCCAGGGUGUUGGGCUUCAUCAGUCGCUCAACAUCACAAUGCCAGUUCGCGAUGUCCUCGAUGCCGUCAG